UGAAUUUCCUUAGUUUAAUAGCAUUAAAUCAAUGACAAAUUUUCCUUUGACUUUUACUUCCAGGUAUAUAAAUGUGUCGCUUAUGUUUUUGAAACUUAGUUUCAAGGCACCUUGAUUCAGGAUGAUAGCUAUGGUAAACAAACUUAUUUUAUUGCAUAGAAGCAAGUCUAUUUAUAAAAGUUUGAAUCAAAUAAAUAUAAUACAAAAAGAAAUCUUUGCAUCUAUAUGUAAGCACAAAUCUACAGUUACAACAGAAAUACAGUUACAGAUCUCAAAGCAAAAUGAAAUAACACAUGUUGAAGAAAACCCACAGAAAAAAAUCACACUGGCCGAUGAAAAUGUUAGUCUAGUCAAAAAUACUGAAAAUAGAAAUGAUGACCCAAUUACAAUGAUACCUCCACAAGUGCGUCACCUCCAAGAUACUCGUGUCUUGUAUAGCUCACUUUUCCCCAAAAGCUACCGGAUGCCAAUUUCUCAUCGAUAUGAUUUAAGGGACAAACAUAUUGAUUUAGUGAAAAGCCAGAGAGAAAAGAAUGCUGCUAGUGCCAUAGUUGAAAUGAGGGACAGAAAAGCAAUGGAGACUGCAUCAUUAGUGGCAACUCCUCAAGACUCAGAAGUUUUCCCGUAUGCCAAAAGUACCAAAUUUUUACUGGAUGCAAGUUCAUGUGAUACCAAUAAAAACUUUGCAAUGAUAGAAAAAAAUAGAAUACAGUAUGAGUCUCUGCCAGAGUUAGACUCAAAAAAGGAAUUGGCUGCACUACUUGAUCAGUAUGAAGCAGGUCAUAUUACACCUAUAAAUCUCAAUAAAAAUUCUCCUGUUCGGCGGAAAUCCUCUAAGUAUUGCUACAAUGUCAGUAAGCCCAGUCAAUCCAAUGCAAGCACACCCAUUUGGAACCAAUCAGGCAAGAACAGUACAAGCCCAGUCGACAGUGGUGAGGAGUUGCUCAACAGGAAUGGAUGCCCAUCACAUUCAAGCUCACUGAACUCAAGUAUACACAACUGCUCUUAUGAAGUGCCUGCUGCAGCAAGUUUGAAAAAUCCAUUGGCAAAUGUUUGCAGCGUGUGCAAUACACUUCUUGGAGACCUACCAUUAUCAGAUAACUUGGAGCAGCUGCCAAUUUCAACAGAUUAUCUUGAGAAUCCUCAAAACAUCUGCCAGAGCUGUAGUUUUGAUGCUGUUCAUAAGUCCACUUUGCAGGUUGUUGUACGUCAUGAAGAGUAUUUAGAUGUUCUCCGGCCAAUGUGCACACAGUUCUCCCUUGUGUUACUUGUUCUUGAUUUGAUGGAUGCACCCUGCUCAAUACAUCCCAGCAUCAUGGAAAUCAUUGGUCGGGGUCAGCCUGUUAUUAUAGUGGCCAACAAAUUUGACUUGUUACCUAGGGACUCUAAACAAUCUCUGAGGACUAUCUGGCACAAUACCACUGAGCUGCUCAAGAAGUCAUGCCUAGCAUCUGCCAACAUCAUCGACACUGUGCUGGUCUCUGCUAAGACUGGCUUUGGAAUUACCCAGCUCAGUUCUCUCAUACUUGGCCAGUGGCGUGGAAACGGUGACAUAUUCUUGCUAGGGAGCGCAGGCUGUGGCAAAACCACCUUGUUCAAAGCGUUGCUGCAGUCUUUCGGAUCUCACCAACAUCAUAGCUUGACUGAGCGUGUUGAGGCAUACAAGUGGCCACUCAGCAACCUCAAUCUGCUUAAGUUUGAGCUUGAUGCGUCGCAAGGAAAGCUGUGUUCCAUAGAGAGGAAUGAUCUCAUCGAACGUACAGUGCGGCCCUUCAAAUAUCUGCCACGUCCUAUUCCUGUAAAGACGUCCCUGCCUGCCCCUCCCACUCCCCACCUCCAUAACGCUCCACUCCUGUCUUCCAAGACUACGCCUCUACUUCCCCUAGAUGAGAAUGGAGCUGUCACAACAAGAACAGAAGACUGCGGUCACUCCUUGUUUACUGCAACAUCGGACGUCAGACUGCAGCAGCAACAACACCCCCAGACCCAACAACAGCAGCGAUCUGUUUGGCUACGGGACACUCCAAGUGCUGUCAUGCCCAUGCAGAUUUUGGAUCUGCUCACCGAAGACGAAAUAAAGUUGGUGAGGCCUCGCGCCACCAUACAGCCGCAGACGUUCAGGCUCGGCAACAGCAGGACGUUGCUGCUGGCAGGGCUGGCGCGCAUUGACGUGCUUUACCUUCACCAUCCCAAGCCUCUAGACAUCGGUUGGACCCCGCAUAACAAUGCCAAACUAACUGUGUACUGCGCCAAGGAGGUCCCAAGAACCGUCGUGAAGACAGUGGACGCAGCGUCAGUGUACCGAGACCACCUGGGGGACGAGGUACUCAUGGUGCCCCGUGGGUCUCCUGAGCGCCUCGGUCGCUGGGCGGCGCUGGAGCCUGUCAACUUCACUGUGACGGGACCAAAACUUGGCGUCGCUGCCGCCGACAUUGUCUUGCCCUCUCUAGGAUUCGUGUCAGUGUGGCUGCACCCUCUGACGGUGUGCUCGCUGCGCGUGUGGACGGCUGGAGGUCGCGGUGCAGUGCUCAGAGCUCCCAGUCUCCUGCCUUACGGCAUUCAUCUUAAAGGGAAGAAGCAGCGCGGCGGGAUUGUCUACGAUGACCACGAAGUUUUCCAAGAUAGAGUAGCUCAAUAUGACCCCAGCCAAUCGCCCACGCCUGAUAGACUUGAUGAUGUCGAUCAUAGAAGCAUUUACGUUAAAAUACGAGACCGCCUCGGUUACCAGUCUAAGGAAGCUCUGUAAGUUCAGUAAGGAAUGGAACCUGAUUAUAAAGUUGCACAUCAGUUGCUCGAAUUAUUAACCAAGAUUUGUCUCUUAAUAACCAAUAAUUUAAUUGAAAUAAUUUCUCACCAUCAAAUUUAUUCAUAGUCCUCUCAAAAUGUAACAUGACGGUUAAAUUGUUUAUUAAUUUGGUCUAUACCAAGACGAUCGCGUUAUUUGUCGCUAAUUCAGAGUGUUUUUUGCCGAUUUUAAAUUGUGUAAUAUUUUACUAAAACGCUCUUUUUUCUCAGGAGAUAGGUUUUUGAACGAAGCAUUUAAGAAAUUUUUAGCUCAUGAUGGAAAUGAGUAUUUACGCGACUUUGUACCAUAAGUGAUUAAAAAAGUUUGCUUGUCGAACCUAAACGAC
Molecule: messenger RNA, 3131 nt
Organism: Hyalella azteca
Lineage: Eukaryota; Metazoa; Arthropoda; Malacostraca; Amphipoda; Hyalellidae
Product: nitric oxide-associated protein 1-like
Exons: 10
Coding region: 122-2746 (874 amino acids)
Source: RefSeq, a predicted model, not a curated record